ACUUCCUGUUUCGCGAUUUUCUCUCCAGGAAAAAUGGUGCAGGGGGGGCAGUUCAGAAUUAUUCCUGGAGUUAAUAAAUAACACUUUCGCUUCAUUUUGAUGGAUGCCAGAGACAAGCAGGUUCUGCGCUUCUUGCGCCUGGAGCUGUGUGCAGACCUGCUGGUUGAGGGUCUUAUUAUUCAAUAUCUUUAUCAAGAAGAAAUUCUAACAGACAAUCAUGUGCAAGAAAUAAGGGCCCAAGUUACUAAUCAACGGAAAACUUUGGUACUUCUUGACAUCCUUCCAACAAGAGGGCCUAAGGCAUUUGAAGCAUUUCUAGAAUCCUUACAAGAAUUUCCAUGGGUGAGAGAAAAACUUGAAUCAAAGCGCAAUGAAGUUAUGCUAAUGACUUCUGUAGAUGAUCAGCUACUCAGAUUUCCACAAAAGAUUUUGAAGAAAUCACCGACUGAUCAACAGAUUAGCAAACUUGCUCUGAGACUUGGACCUGAAUGGGAGUGCAUUGUAUUGUCUCUUGGCUUGAGCCAAAAUGAUAUCUACUGUUGUAAAGUCAACCACCCAUACAAUAUCAGAUCACAGAUUG
Thamnophis sirtalis is the source of this 580-nucleotide messenger RNA. RefSeq names its product CARD and death domain containing adaptor protein (gene CRADD). Gene Ontology annotation, cellular component: cytoplasm. Gene Ontology annotation, biological process: positive regulation of apoptotic signaling pathway; cellular response to mechanical stimulus. NCBI's taxonomy places the organism in Eukaryota, Metazoa, Chordata, Lepidosauria, Squamata, Natricidae. The record is from RefSeq and is a predicted model, not a curated record. Gene Ontology annotation, molecular function: protease binding; death domain binding.